AGCCAUGUUGGAAGGCGUCUGCAACAUUUCCUGCUUUCACAAAUGACAAAUUCGUCAGCAUGUGGGAUCAUUAGUGACAAAAGUAUUUCUUAUUUAAAUUUCCAAGCAUAUAGAUAAAUAAAAUAUAUAUAUUUAACGACAUACUUCUCUGUGGUGAAAAUAACCCGGUGUUGUGGGUCUUCCUUUGGGCCAGCCUGAGAUGAGAGUCCUAGUGUUGGUGCUGGUGGUCGCCGCUGCUGUGAGUGUGAGCGGCCGCGCGCAGGACUAUGAGGAUAAUGACUUUGCUGAAUUUGAGGUGUUUGAUGAAGAGGAGGAAGUGAUGGAGGAGGAUGAUGACCAGGGGAGUGAAGAGCCCAGUCCUCGAGGUGGUGGUGUAGCAGGUGGUGGUGGAGGGGGAGGGGGAGGGGGAGGGGGAGGAGGAGGUGGUGGUGUAGGAGGAGGAGGGAGAUCAAGUAUGGAAGGCCAAGCAGGAGCAGCAGAGGCAGAAGUAGAAGAGGAUGAAGAAGCUGUUGUAGAGGACGAAGAUGAGAAUGAUGAGUUUAGUCACUUCCAUGAUGAAGAGGAGUUCAUUGGGUUUGAUAGUGAGCGGCCACAGGGAGCACGCAUGCCUAAGACACAGGAGGAGCCAAAGAUCACCAUUGCUAAUGUUCCUCUUCACCUGCGCAGCAACUGGGACAGCUUCUAUCUUGAGAUGCUGAUGAUUGCCGGUCUCGUGGUCUAUUUCAUCAACUUCAUCGUUGGCAAGUCCAAGAACCAAAAGUUGGCCAAUGCUUGGUUCACUUCACACAAGAACCUCCUGGAGCAGAACUUUGCCCUUGUUGGGGAUGAUGGGAAACAAGUGCCAGAGAGUGGAGGUCUGCAGAAGGAAUCAGAGAAUGUGUACACUCUGUGGUGCUCCGGUCGCACUAACAUGGAGGGCAUGCUGGUGGAACUCAAGUUUAUCAAGAGGCAAGACAUGAUAGGAGUGGUGUCCCAGCUCAUCCGUCCCUCUAGUGACCAGCUGCUGGUCAAAGUUCACCUGGAUGAAAUGGAUUCCUUUGUGUUUGCCCUGGCCACCAAGAAGACAGCUGCCAGACUUUCAAAAGAGAUGACUGACAUUAGUACCUUCUGUCCAGAGAAGAAGUCUGCGGACAAGUUUGGGUUUGGCUCCCAGUAUGUGUUGAUGAAUGAGCUUGGAGAGGUGGCAUCCACAGUGCUGGGAGACCCCAAGGUGACAGCUGUGCUCAAUAAGUUCUCGGGAAUGGUUGAUUUCUUGCACUUCUCUGAUCAAUAUUCAGGACCGAAGCAGCCAGAAGGAACGGAAGGAAGAGAUACACAACCAACCAAGUUGCCUGAGGUGCGCCGUGCUCUUGUUUUUGGCUUCAAUUUCCCCGGGCGUGGCAACCCUUCCCUGGAGGCCAUAGAGAGCAUGCGGCCACUACUGCAAUUAGUAUUCCAUGUCACAGAUAAGCUGCGCCGCUUUAAGCUGAGCAAAGAGGGUAAGGCCAAGGCAGAGAAGAAUCGGUCACGAGUGGAGGAGGCAUUCUUGAAGGCAACUCAUGCAGCCCGUGCCGAGAUGGCACAGGCCAAGCGGGAAGAACGGCGCAUGGAACGUGAGAAGAUGCUGGAGAUUGAUGACCCAGACAAGCAGAGGAAGUGGGAAGAACGUGAGCAGCGGCGGCAGAUGAAGAGGCGUGCACCCAAGAUGAAGCAACUCAAGACUUCAUAGGAUGUUGGAAUUGGUGAUGGUAAAGAAGCAAAGCACUCGUUUAAGAGAUGCUCUGAUGGCGUUUCAUCACUAUUUAUUCCUAGUGUAUAGCUGUUGAAGAUGUCAAUCCAAAUUUGAGGUCUUAUUUGUAUCUUGUGAAGUAAAUGUGAGGUCAGUUUUAUCAUAUGUAUUAUCUUCUGCUGCUGUAUUCUUCAACUGUUUAGCUUAUUGUUUUGUCAUGUGUAAAACAGAAGUGAUUGUGUUCAAGAGAGAGAGAGAGAGAGAGAGAGAGAGAGAGAGAGAGAGAGAGAGAGAGAGAGAGAGAGAGAGAGAGAAAAUUCUGCAAUCACUAAAAAUAUGUAGAGUAAUUAAUUAAGAUUUGAAAUGUUAUUUAACUGAGUUGUAAUUUCUUUGCAAAACUGCAGUAUGAAUGAAAAGAUUAAUUCUUGUGCCCAUUUCAGUUAGUGAUGGGUAGUGGUUGCAUGUUUAUCAGGGCCAGAAUCCUAGAAAUUAAUGAAAAUAUUACAUGUAUAGCUCCUCUUUAAUCAAUUUUAGUUUUGGGACUUGUUAAAAAAAACAAGUUGUCACUUGACAAAAGUAUCUUUACCCUUUGUGGUAUUCUGAACAUUGUAUACUUAACAACACUAGAUAAAAAUCCAAACAAACAUGUGAUAUUGGAAUGCAAGUGAGAUGAUAUAAAACCAUCUGCCCCACAAAAGAAAAAAAAUAUAUGAAAAGUUCACCAUGUAAUUGGGUGUGGGACUUAUCAGUACACCUAUUAGGAGUAACAUUUGUACAUACAUGUGUCAAUAUAUGACUAGAAUUUGCAUAUGUGUGGAAAUUACAAAAAGAAGAAAGGUAGGCAUGUAAAAAUUGGUAACAUGGCAUUAGAAGAGCCACACACAUAUUGCAUCCAGGAUGACCAGGGGUAAAGACACUUUCUGCCAAGUGUACUUCCUGCCAUUAAGUACAUGUGGUAGGGAUUAUAUCUGCACUCUUGAGCUGAUUUGUAUGUAGCUCAGUAGACUAAGGAUCAGUCUAUAGUCACAUAAUUGUCAGUCAAUGUUGUCUUCAGUGAGAUAUGGUGUAAAUACCAGCCUGUAUAUACAGUCUACAUGAAGCGAUCAGCCCAUGAGUGCACAGGUGCCUACUCUCACUGCACAUGUGCCGCUGGUCUCUCUGAGUGCCAUGGGGAGGUAUUGUGCAGUGGCACAAACCUCAGUGUGAGAUGUCACCUGUUAAUAAAGUUGUUUUCAUCCGUCACAAUGAAGCGUUAGGGCCUGCCAGUAUUACGUGCACAUGUGAACACAAUCUGUUAGUGUGGUAAUGGCCUCUCAUUAUGAGUUGCUCUCCCUGUGAUACAUGUAGGAAUAACCCUAUCUGUAUGUUGAAGUUAAAUGUGGUUGCAUUUUCUAUGCUAGUGUCACAGUAGGAGUUAGGGAAGCAUUGUAGUAAUGAGUUUUUAUAUGAAUUCAAUAUGUGGACUUUAGUCAUGAUUACAUUUUAAGGAACAUUUAUCUUCAUGAAAAUUUGCAAAUAAUUGUAUAUACUUUACAUUAAAGCAUAGCACCAACAUUACUAUUCUCUUGAAGCAAUAUCACAAUUCCAUCAACUCUUGAAUUGUUUACUAAAGGACUUGGAUCUAUUUUAUUGUGUUUGUGAAUGCAAUUUGUUAGGGCCCUGUUACUCCUCAGUGUCUGUGGACCAAGUGACCAAGAUUGAACAGUUUUGAUCCAUGUGAGGGUUUACCUGGGUAACUCUCUCUGCAGCUGUAGACUUUGAGUCACACAGCCCUAAGAAUAUCUAGCAUCUACCUUGCUUAUGUAAUUUUUUUUUUUCCCCUUGGGGAAAAAAAUCUGCCCUUGGAGAUUUUUAAGAAUGAAGUACAUACACAAGAA
Molecule: messenger RNA, 3585 nt
Organism: Portunus trituberculatus (swimming crab)
Lineage: Eukaryota; Metazoa; Arthropoda; Malacostraca; Decapoda; Portunidae
Product: PAT complex subunit CCDC47-like
Exons: 12
Coding region: 200-1708 (502 amino acids)
Biological process (GO): endoplasmic reticulum calcium ion homeostasis
Cellular component (GO): endoplasmic reticulum
Molecular function (GO): calcium ion binding
Source: RefSeq, a predicted model, not a curated record